AUGGACUCCUCCCCUCCUCCUUCUCCUCCUCCCGAAGAGGAUAAAGAGGAGGUUACUAAGAGGUUUCUGGUUUCCAUGCUGGAGCAGAUAUCGUCUUUAGUAGGAGUGCUUUCUAAGGAGCCUCCUAGAAGGAAAGACACUUCCCUCCCUAUCAAAAGGUCCUCCAGACGUGUGGAGGUACCUGCCGCCAGGAUCGAUGCUCCUACUCGAGGUGAGGCUCCUAGUAAGAACGUGGAGUCAACCUCACGGAGGGAGCCGAUCAGGCGUCUGGCACCGGCCAGGAGUGAGGAGUCACCCAGGAGGCAGGAGCCAAGAGCCAGGAGCGAAGAGUCUCCCAGCAGGCAGGAGCCAAGAGCCAGGAGUGAGGAGUCACCCAGGCAGGAGUCAGGAGUCAGGAGUCAGGAGUCAGGAGGCAGGAGGCAGGAGGCAGGAGGCAGGAGUCAAGAGCCAGUAGGCAGGAGUCGGAGUUCUUCCAUGAGGCAAGAUACGAAUAGACUCAUAUCUGGAAUUUAUGACUCUUCUCCAAACAGAAGCUCCUCUCCUUCAGAUCGUUGGAGGUCUUGGAAAGACUCUUCCUCCAAACGAGAGCUUUCUCCUUCGUCGGAUCGGGGUUUGGACGAGUUGUGA
Molecule: messenger RNA, 627 nt
Organism: Macrobrachium nipponense
Lineage: Eukaryota; Metazoa; Arthropoda; Malacostraca; Decapoda; Palaemonidae
Product: protein IWS1 homolog
Exons: 1
Coding region: 1-627 (208 amino acids)
Source: RefSeq, a predicted model, not a curated record